AUGGCCGGCCCCGGUGGCAUGGAGGCGGUGCGCGCCCAGCUGCUCCGCUUCCGCGUGCCUGAGCUGCAGGAGGUGGCGGAGCGCCUGCGCCUGGACAAGCGCGGGCGCAAAGCCCAGCUCCAGUCCCGCCUGCUGGCCUACCUGGGCCUGGAGGAGGGGGUGGACGGCCCCGCCCCCACCCUGGAGCAGUGGAAGCUGGAGACCGCGAUCCGCACCCCGGACACGUACAUGGCGGAGGUGCUGGCGGCGGUGUCGCGCUUUCCAGACAUCGAAGAGGUGGAGCUGGGGGCCGACGGGCGGUGGCGGCCGGUGGGCCGGGCCUGCGGACCCUUCGACAUCGGGGACGGCGUGGAGGGCGCCGCGGCGGCGAUCGCUGGCGCGGCGAGCGGCAUGCCCGCGGGUUCGGCGAGGGUGAAGGCGGAGGCCGACGCGGCGGAGGGCGCGCCGGGCAGCGGCGGCGACGACGGCGCCGCGAGCCUCGCCGUGGACAGCGAGACCGACGAGGAGGAGGAGCUGCGGGCCGCCGCGGCCGCCGUGAAGAACCUGGCCAGGCCCCAGAAACGGGCGGCGCCGGAGGUCAUCGACUUGCUAGACUCCUCGGACGACGAGAUGGCGGCGGCCAGGGCCCCACGGCCAGUCCCGCCCGCCACAGCGAAUGCACGGGCCCCGCCCCCCUCGCCGCCGACCAUGGAGUCGAGUGGCUCUGGGGCCUCCCGCUACCAGCAGCCCAGCGCGCCCUCAGGCGCCUCCACCUCCCUCCGCCCGCUGUCCCAUGCGGCCCCGGCGCCGCCGCACUCACGCGUGCUUGGGAGUGUGGAGGCAGGCCAGCAGCAGGGGGAUCCCCCCGGCUCCUGUCUCCAGCCAACCAGCGGCUUCACGCUGGCCAGUGGCGGCGGGGACGGCAGCUCGGGCUUCCUCCCUCCACGCUCAUUGGCGGCCCCCGCCGGCAACCCGGUGUGUACCCCGCCCCUCCCGCUGGCACCUCCAAACGAGGUCACACUGCCCGUGCCCAGGCAGGUCGGCGCGUCCCGCCUGCGCCUGCCGCCGCAGCCGCCGCACCACCUGCCCGACCACCUGUUGGACGCGGCGGCCGGCGCGCAGCUGUCACCCAGCACGCGUGCGGCGGCCAACGCGGCGCGCGAGGCGGCGGCCGCCAGCCGGGCAUUUGGCGCCGUGCCGAUGCACGGCUUGGGGCCCCCGGACUGGGCUGGCCUGCAGGCGUCGGGGUACGACGCGUGCAUGGCGCCGGCCUCAGGCGCGCUGCCGACCUGGGACCCGUUCCAGGCGCUGGCGCGAGGCAAGAAGAAGCUAGUGCAUGGCGGGCGCAGCCAGGCCUGGCUGGAUCGCCAGGACUCAGACACACGCCUGAUCAUGGAGGAUCUACUGGAAAAUUCUGCCUUUGAGGACAUCGUGAAACCCUCGACUUCUGAGGGAGGGUACUCGUCCAAUAUCAGCUACAAGGCCGACCUGUCCAUGGAGACGACCGAGGCGAAGCGGGCGGCGCGGUCGAUGGCGCGCGGCUUCGACCUAGCUGCGGUCGACGCCUACUUCCGGCACGCUGUUGAGACGGGGCUGGAGCGCGGCGACCUGCCCGGCGUGAAGCGGCUGGAGCUGUGCCAGGUGCGCGCCCUGGCCUCCCUGUACGGCCUGGAGAUCGGCGGCUCGCCCUCGCAGCCAGCCUUCGCGGCCACGCCGCGUACCGUGCUGCCGGCGGGGCGCGCGGCGGCGGCCGCGGAGAUCAUGCUGCACCAGUUCUCGCUGCGCGCUCGGUUUGGGGCCGCACUCUUGCUGGCCGAGGGCAAAGCCACCGGGAAGGAGAAAGCGGGGCGCCGCGACUCGCGCGAGUCGGUGGUGAACCGAUUCGCGGAGGUGUAUGCGCGGGAGCUGGGCCUGCGCGCGCCGCGCUGGGACGAGGAGCUCGUCGGCGAGCGCGCCGUGGCCGCGCGGCGGCUGGCCGCGGAACUGGGGCGCGGGCGGCCGGGCGCGGAGGAGGCGGUGCAGGCGCUGGUGGAGCGCGGGGAGGUGAUAGCGGUGGGGAAGAAGGCCGCGAAGAAGAAGAAGGCGGCGGGAAAGCACCCCUCCAUCCCACCUGCAGGCCUGGCAGCCAAGCCCAUGGUGCGUUUCGUUUCGGCGGGGACGCUGCUAGACAACGGGCCGUCCAUUCUGCAGCCGCUGAAGCCGGCCACGUGGGAGGACGGGGCGGGCGAGGCUGCACAGGCGCACCCAGACUCCGGAGCCAGCAAAGCAAGGCUGGUGCUGGAUGCGAGGCUGGCGGGCGGCGAGGGCCUCGCAGCCGAGCUGCUGCCCGUCCUGGAGGACACUGCAGGGGGAGGCGGGGAAGGAAGUGCACCCUUGUACCAUAGCACGGCGCGGGGAUUGGCGCUUCGCAGGGCGGCGGCGGUGGCGGCGGUGACUGCACCCAUGCAGCAGCUGUCACUGGGGUUGACCAAGGGGCCUGGACUUGUGACCCUGGCGGGUUCAGACGAGGAGGUGAGCGCUCUUUUGGCGCUGCAGCCCAUGAUGACGAAGCAGGAAGCCAAGGCGGCCCGCAAAAAGGCGGCCCGCAAGGAGAAACUGGCCCUUGAAGGGCGGGCGGCGGCGGGUCUGCCACCACCGCCCAAGGCCCCCCAGCAUGGGGGAGGGGCCAGGAUCGAGGCCAUCCCCUUGCCACCCCGGAAGGAUAAGCAGAAGGUGGCCAAGAACAUGGGUUACGGCCAGUUCGAGCGGCACACCACCGGCAUCGGGUCCAAGCUCCUCAGCAAGUGGGGCUUUGCGGGCGAAGGUGCUGGGCUGGGCAAGGACGGAGUGGGGCUGACAGAGCCGCUCCUGGUGUCGCAGCGUGCGAGGCAGCGAGGAUUGGGGGCGUAG
This is a messenger RNA of Auxenochlorella protothecoides, 2868 nucleotides long. RefSeq lists its product as hypothetical. The transcript is spliced from 8 exons. The coding region runs from base 1 to 2868 and encodes 955 amino acids. Gene Ontology annotation, molecular function: nucleic acid binding. The record is from RefSeq and is a predicted model, not a curated record. NCBI's taxonomy places the organism in Eukaryota, Viridiplantae, Chlorophyta, Trebouxiophyceae, Chlorellales, Chlorellaceae.